Triticum aestivum (bread wheat) is the source of this 1019-nucleotide messenger RNA. RefSeq lists its product as uncharacterized. The transcript is spliced from 3 exons. Gene Ontology annotation, cellular component: intracellular anatomical structure. Bases 196 to 780 code for a protein of 194 amino acids. The record is from RefSeq and is a predicted model, not a curated record. Lineage: Eukaryota; Viridiplantae; Streptophyta; Magnoliopsida; Poales; Poaceae.
AAUCGGCUGACCGGCACAGGGGAGAGGAGACCUUGACCACCACCAACCCCCGCAGCCGCUCCCCGGCGCAGCGCACCUCCCACGUUCCAGCCGGAUAAACAAUCAGCCCAAUCAAUCACCGGCGGCUCCGCUCAACGAUCCCUAGAUUACCUCGCCACCAGAAAGCCAGGAACCUCGAAGCGGACAGCGAGAGAGAUGGGCUCCUGCGAGAUGACGGCCACGGAGGUAGCGGCGCUGCUGGAUCUGAAGCCGCACCCGGAGGGCGGCUUCUACGCCGAGACCUUCCGCGACUCCUCCGUCUCCCUCACCACCGCCCAGCUCCCGCCGCAGUACAAGGUCGGUCGUGCUGUGAGCACUGCUAUCUAUUUCUUGCUUCCCGCAGGGAGUGUUUCACAUCUGCAUCGCAUUCCUUGUGCUGAAACCUGGCAUUUCUACAAGGGAGAGCCUCUCACGGUCUUUGAGCUACACGACGAUGGCCACAUCGACCUCACCGUAAUUGGUCCGCACCUAGAUGCUGGCCAGCGCCCCCAGUACACCGUGCCACCAAAUGUGUGGUUUGGAUCUUUCCCUACGUUGGAUGUUGAGUCGUUUGCAUCCGAUGGCAGCCAUCUUGUCAACUCCCGGAAGCGAGAUCCCGAGAAGCAUUACUCCCUUGUUGGCUGCACUUGUGCCCCCGGCUUUGAGUAUGAGGAUUUUGAAAUGGCCACUUUUGAUGAUGUGAAGUCUAUUGCCCCGAAGGCAGAACCCUUCCUCAACUACCUUAUUCCUUCCAAGAAGUAAGCAGGAUCAGAGACGUUCAUAUUGCUUGCUAGCAGUCUAUAUAUCAUGGCAUUAUCCGGCCUUCCUGUAUUGGCUUUGGAUGCCAUUUUCUGUGAUUCCACGAGGUCUGUAUUUUUAGUCUUGUCACUCUGAAAGAGCACUCUUGUGCUGGUGCUGGUGCCUGGUUGUAACAUUUUAUGUACCAUAAUUAAUGGAAGAAAGUUUGAGCUUAAUGGUGAAACAGGAGAUUUGCUUGUGUA